This is a messenger RNA of Colletotrichum navitas, 907 nucleotides long. RefSeq lists its product as uncharacterized. Lineage: Eukaryota; Fungi; Ascomycota; Sordariomycetes; Glomerellales; Glomerellaceae. The transcript has 2 exons. The record is from RefSeq and is a predicted model, not a curated record. The coding region runs from base 241 to 867 and encodes 208 amino acids.
GAGACGGCACCCAGCCAUUACGUCUCUUUUUGAGCUAGCGUACGGUCUGUCGAAAAUACAGGCACGAGAUUUUGUACACGCAUACCAACCAUUUCCAGUUGUGACUUGGAAGCACAAGGUUGAUCGUUGGCUUUGGGCAGGGGACGGAGCCAACGACCUGGGCUGAGUCGGACUAGGCUUCUUUCUCCACGGCCGCCAAAUUCAUCUCCACAACCCAGGCAGCUUGUCGACCCUCCCCUCAUGCAAAGGGGCAGAUCGAACAACCCAUCUGCCCGGUCCGCACCCGCAGCCAGCAUCUCUCGCAGGUACAUUGACUUACCAGGUACAAGUGAUUGCCAUGAUCCGUUGCGUCUUCUAUAUUGUAUCCCUCCACCAAGUCACAGCCCUUCCUGCGGCAACUCCUACAUUGCAAGACGUCGGACGCACCAACGCCUCUCGACUUGGACCUACCGAACGCAAGAAACGCGGAUAGAUUGGCAAACAACCAACAGCCAAGGUGUUAUUCUCCAUUUGACAUCACCGCCCACUCCCGACAAUUCAUUACAAGCCAAUAACCAGAGUCUCGGAUUCGUGUUACGAAGAGAUAUAAGACGGACGUACUCUCCCGCCUUUCAGCUCUUGGAAAGAAACACUCUUCAUCCAGCCAGAACAACCACAGCAACAGCAACAGCUACUAUCACAAUACGCACCAGACUCUCCAUCUUGCGACCUAUACUGAAACACCACGAUCUCAGUCUCAACAACGCGCACGUUCAUCGCGAAAGCCUCCACAGUUCCCUCUCCCCUUAUCCCCCUCUUUCAAAGAAACCUCCUUUCAGUCAAAAUGUGCAGCAGACCCAUCAUCACCUACGCGUGCGGCCACGUUGAGGUGGGAGCGUCGUGGGCUUGUGCCAGCGCCAAGACGUCG